UGCGGUAUCUAUAAUAUUUAAUCAUCACCCUAAUAGUAAUAAAGUAAAAUUACGUUAACAUUUGCACAUUAUCUAUUAUUUACAUAAAUUUCUUUUUAUGCUACCAUGAAAUUAUAUUACUCAUACUUCAACAAUUCAAAAUGACAAAAAGCAACGAUAAGGUUUGUUUGACCGGUUCUUGUUAAAUCGCGUUAGGAGGAAGAUGGCUGCUUCCAGUUUCAGAUGAGUGUGUGUAUUUUGGCUGAUUAUAAAGAAACUGACGAAUAUAAUUUUUAAUUCUCUUUGUAAGACAAUGGCAGAACGUCGAGAAGCUGGAGAUGGAGAAGAAAAUCCCUCUAAAAGUGGAGUGGGAGGAACUCGGAACUGGCAACCCAAUGAAGAUUACUUGAAAAUGUUAAUUGGCAUGGGAGUCAGUAAAAAUGCAGCAGAAAAGGCUCUUUUUUACACUGGGAACAGAUCUGCAGACUUAGCUGCUGGCUGGAUUUUUGAAAACCAAGAUGCUGACCUUGAAACCCCACUUGAUGCAGAAGCAGAUGAUCUUAGUGAUGAUGAUGAUGAUGUUGCAGAUGUGUUCAAAAUGGUAUUAGUUGUCAACAUAAGUUUAGAAAUGGGAACAGGAAAGACUGCUGCACAGGCAGCCCAUGCAGCAAUAGGGUUACAUAGACUGUUACUUCAAGAUGAAAAUAAGUAUGGAGAUAUGUUGCUUCAGUGGGAAGAGUUUGGUGAAACAAAGAUUGUGUUGGGAGCAGAAACAACUGAAGAUCUAAUUGAAUUAGAAAGGAGAGCUUUAUCCCUUGGCUUACCAACAUAUCUGGUCCAAGAUGCAGGAAAAACUCAAAUUCCUGAGGGUUCAACAACAGUUCUGAGCAUUAUGGGAAGAGUUGACCUUGUAGACCAGGUAACUGGGUCAUUAAGGCUACUGUAAAUUGUAUGCUAAAAAUAUUAUCUUUGUACAAGAAAGGAAUAUGAUUGUGAUUGGUUCAAUUGAUAUAUAUGGUGCCUGCCAUAUUUUGUACAAUAUUUAUAUUUCUGUUCUAUUACUAUAUUUUGUGUUCUUAGACAGUUGUGUUAUGUGACAUAAUACAAUUGUCAGGUUAUAUAAUUUCUAUUGAUUACUGCAUCAAAAUUACAGUUUGUUCGAUUGGCUAUAGUGCUGUUUUUAAGUUAUUUUGUCAUCCAUUACUUUUAUGAGUGUAAAUAUCAAAUUAAUUUUUAAUUCUGUUUAAGCCUGCAAAUACUCUGUUUUGCCAUAAGUAUGUUAUAAUGUAUAUUAUGAAAUGCACAUGUACCAUUUAUGUAGCAUUGUUGGUUUUUGUCCCAAGGCUACAGAAUUUUCAAAUAUUACCCUAAUAAUCAAUUAAAUUGAGAAAACUAUUUCUUUGAGGAUAAAAUUGUUCUUUAAAAAAUUAGAAAAAUAACUUGAUUGAAUUAUAAGUUGUUAUAAUGACUCGUUUUUUGUUGGUUUUUUUGUGGUAUGUUUUUUAUGUUUAAAACAUAGGUGUUAUUUUCCAUAAAUCUUUACAACUUUUUUUUUUUGUGUAAUUUUUGGUUGAAUAGUUUGCAAUGACUGUAUCUGUGUGGAGUUUUGGUGUAGAUGAUAUUUUGGUUUCUGUGCUGAAGUCUUCAACUGGCAACUUUCAUAAAUGUAUUGAAUGAUUUUAUAUUCUUUUCAUGGCAAAGAACGUCAGCUUACCCAUGAUAAACAGUUAUUCUUUUCACUGGCCCUUUGUAAGUAUCAUAGAUUUUUACUACCGUAACCUAUCCCAGUAUUUUAAACAUUCUCAUGAAUAACCUGAAACGUUUUAUGAAAAAUUGAGCUAUUUGCCAAAGAAGUUAGAAAAAUUGAAUUAAAAACUGAAACCUGUUGGUAGCCUUAUUGGCACACAAAUAUUUCUUAGCACUACUGUUGACACUGUAGAGCUAUAACUAGGCAAGUCAAUGCCUGGGGCUGGAUAUCAUAUUUGCCCCCCCCCCCCAUUUGUGAGUACUGUUGUAAAUAAUUUUGGUCAUUUUGCUGUCCCUCACCAUUUUAGGCCCCGUGAGGCUGCUCUACUUUGGUUAUGGCUUUAGCUCUACUCAUUACCUGUAACUAUCACAAGUCUCUUUUUCUGAAGCUAACUUCCAUCUUAAAUGUUGACUGCAUCAUGUAACCAGGACUUUAUUAAAAUUGAGUGGGGCCCAGGUAUUAUUUAGAUAUAAUGGUAAUAAUAAUAAUAACAGAUCACUCUUGCCUCUAUUCUGCUAGUUUUACAAACUGUAAUUUUUCUACUUGGUUGACCGGUACUGCAUAUAACCAUUCUUGCUGUUCACAAACAACACUUAUUUCCUGUUUCAUAUGCCUUGAUGUUUACAUGAAAGUUCUUGAAAUUAAACCUGUACAGUCUACCUUGUAAAAUGAAGAAUGUGGAAACAGUAUGUUGAUGGCACUUUCAUCCUUUGAUCUUGCGAACAAAAUAUUCAAGAUACCUUUCUUUUCAACAUAAUAACCUCAUUUACACUCACUUGACUUUUUUUCUAAACAUCCUUACAUUCUGACUUAACCUCCAUCUCUCCACUUGUAACAUGUAUCUUCUCUUCAAGUCAUAAAAUUCUCCACUCUGCCAUAACCAACUUUUUUGAUUGUUUUUUCUAUCUAAGAAUAUCAUAAAAAUCUGUAAUGUAUACCAAAAAGACUCAUUCAGUUUCAUCCAAGUUGGACUUAUAAUGCUAUCCACCAAAGAUCACCUAACAGCAAAUCUAAGCCACAUAUAUAUGCAUCUGUCAGUGUCUGGUUUACUUCAAAACUGAUCAAACUUUUUGCAGCCAAGAUACAAAACGAAAAUGACAAGAAAAUAAAAAUAAAGUUUCCUAUCAUAUACUUGAGAUACUGGCAGAAUAGUGAAAUAUAUCACUGUAAUAUAAUUCCAGUAUUGGUCCUAUAAGGUUGUGUUCAAUAUUAGAAAAUGGAAGGUUUAUAAAGAAAUCAUCUUCAGUAAACUUCACAACUCACCCAAACUAUCCAGUAUAAUGAGAUCUGAACUUCUGUGUCAUACAAACUCUCUCCAUAAAGAACACAUUACUGUUCUUUGAUAUAUUGUUUAGGCAGAGUAUUUAUGAUGAAACUUAGUUGAAUGGAUGGCAACUGCUUGUUAUAGAAACACAAGUGUAGGGGACGACGUUUCGAAAAUCUUCUGCCUUUCGUCUUCAGGUCAGUGUGCAUAUGGUAUAGUAGGUCCUUGUAGUAUUCUAGUGGAUUGUGGAGAGAAUACUAUAAAGAUUGACUACACCAUAUACACACACUUACCUGAAGCUCAAAGGUGGAAAACUUUCGAAAUGUUGUCCUCUACAGUUGUGUUUCUACAACACGCAGUUGCUGUCCAUUCAACUAAUUUUGAUCAACAUGUCAUUGAUUGGAGCUCUGCUAUGUCCUUAACGAUAUCACAUGCUAGUUUCCAGUAGACUGAAGUCCUUUGAGAUGGAUGAACUGUAUAUUAUUGAAAGUUUCUACAAAUUAUCAGCAUAAUAACAGAUAAAGACUUCAGCGUGAAUACUAGAACAUUGUUCACAGGAAAACUUCAUGCAGAAGUAGAUAAUAAGAGAUUCAAUGGCAGUACCUGUACAUCUGUAGGGCAUUUAAAAUUGAGGCAUUAUUGAAUAAAACUACUCCAGAGUAAUUUUUUUUUAAACUUAUUUAACAACUGGAAAAUUUUUUAAUAGUUACACCACUUAUUUCUCCGUAGACCCUUUUUCUAGCUUGUAAUAACUAUGCUAUGAUUCCACGUUACAUUCACAAAGAAACUAUUGGGUGCAAUCUUUAAAUUGUUUUUGUUGGUACUUAAUGAUAAGCACUUGUUUAUUUUUUACAAUGUGUGUACAAGAAUGUUCUUAAUUGGUGGAAACAUUGAAAUUGAGUUAGGAACAUAUUUGUUUUAGGUUCAUGUGUGUUUUCUGUUAUCUUUGAAAUACCAACAUUGCUUUGAAACUUACUCUGUUUAAAUACAGGUUUUGGGAUUAUAAUGGAAUUUGACACAAAAUAAAACUGUUCUCAUUCACUAUGCAGUGGUAUUUAGUACUUUUAUUUACUUAAGCAUAGUUACUUUAUAUUGAAUUAUUAUUGUUAAAUAUCUAUGGUCAAUGAAUUGAUGUUAUUUGCCAAGUGAGCAUUUUUAAAGAAGUACAGAAGGCAUAGAUAUUCUUUGAGAAAAAGAAUGCUGAUAGCUUUGUGGGACCAGAGUAUUUGCAAUGUACCAAAACAAAUGUACAGUAACUGUCAGAAAACAAAGAGUAAUGUGUAAUAGAAAUAUAGUUACAGGAAGUUGUUAGGAAUUGAUUUUCAGAAGAAAAAUUAUUAUAUAGUUAUUGUUGUGACUAUAACAAAGUAUGUUACCAAAUAUUUUACCUGUCACAUUUGUUUAAAAUAAGUGCAGAAUAAGGGAAUGUAACUGUUUGUAAAAAAUAAAUCACAAAUAGAAUAUAAUAGUACUCUUGGUGAAAAUGAAAACUAGAAGGUGAUUCAUCUUAUUAAAAAUUCUCAACUUUUUUUUUUUUGGAAAAAAUACUACUACUACUACUAGCAAUAAACUA
Limulus polyphemus (Atlantic horseshoe crab) is the source of this 4563-nucleotide messenger RNA. Its product is annotated as probable peptidyl-tRNA hydrolase 2. Lineage: Eukaryota; Metazoa; Arthropoda; Merostomata; Xiphosura; Limulidae. Bases 293 to 925 code for a protein of 210 amino acids. Gene Ontology annotation, cellular component: mitochondrion; cytosol. Gene Ontology annotation, molecular function: peptidyl-tRNA hydrolase activity; protein binding. The transcript is spliced from 6 exons. The record is from RefSeq and is a predicted model, not a curated record.